Anguilla anguilla (European eel) is the source of this 2498-nucleotide messenger RNA. It is a transcript of the gene egr1, whose product is annotated as early growth response 1. Lineage: Eukaryota; Metazoa; Chordata; Actinopteri; Anguilliformes; Anguillidae. Gene Ontology annotation, biological process: regulation of transcription by RNA polymerase II. The transcript has 2 exons. Bases 575 to 2113 code for a protein of 512 amino acids. The record is from RefSeq and is a predicted model, not a curated record. Gene Ontology annotation, molecular function: DNA-binding transcription factor activity, RNA polymerase II-specific; RNA polymerase II cis-regulatory region sequence-specific DNA binding.
GGAGUGGGGAUUCUCUAAAUAGAGAACGAGCCCACAGAGCCCAACACAGCCACUGCCAGUUCAGAGCGAAGCAGAUAGACACGCAAAGCGCUAUCUCUCUCUCUCUGAGAAACACGUUUCAACAAGUGAAAUAAUCACUAACCUAAAAAAGGGAAAAAAUAAGGUGCAGAAUACAUCAAGAAAACAGAUCUGUCAACAACAACAACAACAAAAAAAAUCAAUUUUCAUUCAUUUUCAGUUUUUUGUGUGUGUGGAAUGAACAAAAAGGACACGUUUCAUCAUUAUUAAUAAUUUUUAACCAACAAGUGGAUUUUUUUUCUCUUGAAGAGGAAAAAAACAACAACAGCAGCAGCAGCAGCAGCAAAGCCAGCAGACUGAAAAAAAAAAAGUGGAGGUCUCCCAGAACGUCGCCGUCGGAGAGAGAAACCGUGACCGGCAGCAUCUGUCCGUCGGUCCCCUGAGGUGUUGCAGGUAAUCCCCCUCACCUGCGAGCUCCCGUGCGCAGUGCGCGCAGAUCUCCCAAGAAGCCUCCCGCGCCUCCACAGAAGAGGAGACCCCUGAGCAAGCUCGCCGCAUGGCUGCAGCCAAGACAGAGAUGCUCCUGCCAGCCCUGCAGAUCUCCGACCCCCUCAGCUUCCCCCACUCCCCCAUGGACAGCUACCCCAAGCUGGAGGAGAUGAUGAUCCUCAACUCGGGCGCCUCCUUCCUGGCCGCCUCGGCCGCAGAGGGCUCCGCGUUCGGGACGGGGGAGGCUGGAGACCAGUUCGAGCACCUUGCGGGAGACACUUUGCCCGAGAUCUCCCUGAACUGCGAGAAGCCGUUGGCCGAGCAGAGCUACCCCACGCAGCGGCUCCCUCCCAUCUCCUACACGGGCCGCUUCACCCUGGAGCCCGCCAACUGCAGCAACAGCCUGUGGGCGGAGCCACUGUUCAGCCUGGUCAGCGGGCUGGUGGGGAUGAACCCCCCCACCACCACGUCCGCGCCGUCCUCCUCCGCUGCCCCGACCAGCUCCUCCUCCUCUUCCUCGGUCACCUCGUCUUCCUCGUCUUCCUCCUCCACCUCCGCCCCGUCCCAGAGCUCCAGCCUCGCCUGCUCGGUCCACCACAGCGAGCCCAACCCCAUCUACUCCGCCGCCCCCACCUACUCCAGCGCCAGCCCCGACCUCUUCCCCGAGCAGGGGGGCCAGUCCUUCCCCAGCCCUGCGGGGGGCGCCCUCCAGUACCCGCCCCCCAGCUACGGCAACAGCAAGCCCUGCCCCUCCAGCUUCCCCGUGCCCAUGAUCCCAGACUACCUCUUCACCCAGGCGCAGAGCGAAAUCGGCCUGGUGCCCAUCGACCAGAAGCCCUUCCAGACGCAGGGGGGCCAGCAGCCCUCCCUCACCCCCCUGUCCACCAUCAAGGCCUUCGCCACCCAGACGGGGUCCCAGGACCUGAAGGGUGUGUACCAGUCCCAGCUGGUCCGGCCCGCCCGGAUGCGCAAGUAUCCGAACCGGCCCAGCAAGACUCCGCCCCACGAGCGUCCCUACGCCUGCCCCGUGGAGACGUGUGACCGGCGCUUCUCCCGCUCGGACGAGCUCACGCGCCACAUCCGCAUCCACACGGGCCAGAAGCCCUUCCAGUGCCGCAUCUGCAUGCGCAACUUCAGCCGCAGCGACCACCUGACCACGCACAUCCGCACGCACACCGGCGAGAAGCCCUUCGCCUGCGACGUCUGCGGCCGCAAGUUCGCCCGCAGCGACGAGCGCAAGCGCCACACCAAGAUCCACCUGCGGCAGAAGGACAAGAAGGCCGAGAAGGUGGCGGCUGCCGCUGCCGCCGCCGCCGCCGUGGGGGGGCCCGUCCCCGUCUCCGCCCCCUCCCCCGCCUCCAGCUACCCCUCCCCCGUCUCGUCCUACCCCUCCCCGGUCCCCUCGUGCUACUCCUCGCCCGUCCACGCCUCGUACCCCUCCCCCUCCAUCGCCACCACCUACCCCUCCGUCUCCAGCACCUUCCAGACGCAGGUGGCCACCACCUUCCCCUCCUCGUUGGCCACGAACAUUUAUAGCUCGCCCGUGGCCACGCCCCUCUCAGAACUGCAGUCCACUCUCUCUCCGAGGACGAUCGAGAUCUGCUAAUCUGCGCCUCCUUCCAGCGCCCCGCCACUUCCAGCUCUCCGUCCUCCGCACAAACAUCAUCACAAAGACUCGUUACUCCUUUUCAAAAAGCACUUUUACCCCCCUCCCCCUCCUCCCCCCACUCCACUGCUGGGCGUCAGCUUAAGGUACCUGAACUGAACAGACUGAAACUAAGACACCCGCCAAGCAAAGACAGCAGAAAACAAAAAAGGGAUUUUUUUUUUUUUUUGUCCUCCUUUAAUUCAAUCACAGUUCUUCAGAAACUAAUGAGAUUUUAAAGACAAAGAGUGACAACAGGCUUCGACAGGGAUUCUGAACUGACAUUUUUGUAAAAAAAUAAAAAUAAUAAAAAUAGAAGAGAAAGAUAAGAAGGGACUUCAUCCCA